UGCGCGCAGGCUCGUGGGCUCCAGAAGAGGCUCAGAGCCCGGAGGUCGCCCGGUUCCGUCGUCAGAGGAGCUCUGCAGCCAGCCACUCCCGGCGGACAAAAUGAGGCAAAGUGAAACGGCGAACGGCACCGCGGUUGGGACCAGCCCCCGGGUCCUGAGCCGGGGUCGCCGCACUCUCCCGGCAGCCUCGAGGGACCCAGGGCAGGUCGAGCCGAGCCAGGGCCCCCGGUGCUCCGUCGCGGCUCCGUUCGCUCCCUCCCUCCUGCCCUCCCUUCCUCCCGGCGGCCGCGGCGACGAGCCGGGGAAGCGGCAGAGGGGAGUGGCCCGGCCCUGGAAGAAUGCUGCUCCGCCGAGGGGGCCGGACCCGGCACAGCCUCCCCACGGUUUAAGUCCCACGAGUCGAGUCCAAGGGACCCAGUGUGGUGACCCUGCACCUGAACCGCUGGAGGCGCUGACUGCUUCGCCCACCGGAGCCUCCGGGCUUCGACAUGCUGGAGGAGCCUGGGUCUCGGCCUCCGCCCCUGGGCCUCGCGGGUCUCCUGCUCCUGGCUUUGUUCAGUCGGGCUCUGAGCAAUGAGAUCCUGGGCCUAAAGCUUCCCGGGGAGCCGCCGCUGACGGCCAACACCGUGUGCCUGACCCUGUCCGGCCUGAGCAAGCGGCAGCUGGGCUUGUGCCUGCGCAGCCCCGACGUGACGGCGUCCGCGCUCCAGGGCCUGCAGGUCGCCGUGCACGAGUGUCAGCACCAGCUGCGCCACCAGCGCUGGAACUGCUCGGCGCUGGAGGGCGGCGGCCGGCUGCCGCACCACAGCGCCAUCCUCAAGCGCGGUUUCCGUGAGAGCGCCUUCUCCUUCUCCAUGCUGGCUGCCGGGGUCAUGCACGCUGUUGCCACAGCCUGCAGCCUGGGCAAGCUGGUGAGCUGUGGCUGCGGCUGGAAGGGUGGCGAGCAGGACAGGCUCCGGGCCAAGCUCCUGCAGCUUCAGGCGCUGUCCCGGGGCAAGAGUUUUCCUCACUCGCAGCCCAGCCCUGGCCCCAGCUCAGGCUCCGGCCCUGGCCCCCAGGACACGUGGGAGUGGGGUGGCUGUAACCAUGACAUGGACUUCGGGGAGAAGUUCUCUCGGGACUUCUUGGAUUCCAGGGAAGCUCCCCGGGACAUCCAGGCUCGGAUGAGAAUCCACAACAACAGGGUGGGGCGUCAGGUGGUCACAGAAAACCUAAAGCGGAAGUGCAAAUGCCACGGCACCUCAGGCAGCUGCCAGUUCAAGACGUGCUGGAGGGCAGCCCCAGAGUUCAGGGCCAUCGGGGCGGCCCUGAGGGAGCGGCUGGGCAGGGCCAUCUUCAUCGACGCCCACAACCGCAAUUCCGGAGCCUUCCAGCCCCGCCUCCGGCCCCGCCGCCUCUCGGGGGAGCUGGUCUACUUCGAGAAGUCCCCCGACUUCUGCGAGCGGGACCCCAGCGUGGGCUCCCCGGGCACGAGGGGCCGGGCGUGCAACAAGACCAGCAGCCUGCUGGACGGCUGCGGCAGCCUGUGCUGCGGCCGUGGGCACAACGUGCUCCGGCAGACGCGCGUGGAGCGCUGCCACUGCCGCUUCCACUGGUGCUGCUUCGUGCUGUGUGAGGAGUGCAAGGUCACGGAGUGGGUCAGCGUGUGCAAGUGACGGGGCCUCGCCGCCCUGGGGCCGAGGGGGAACGCGGACAGGGGCGCUCGCCUUCAGCCCUCCGCUCUGCUUUCUGUCCAGGGGCUCUGCUUUCUGUCCAGGGUUAGCCGUCGCCCCUGGGAAGCUCAGUGUCUACCUGGAAACAGCUUUGGGGGAGUAGGGUCAGGGGAAACCUGUGAUGUGAGUGUGUGUGUGUGUGUGUGUGUGUGCGUGCGUGUGUGCGUGUGUGUGUGCGUGCGUGCGUGCGUGUGCGUGUGCGUGUGACGCGGCCACCCUACUCUGUUCUGAAAACACCCAAGCAGACCAAGAUGAAGUGCGCUGCGUGGCUGCCCCCUCUUCAUCCAGAUUCUUGCUCCUGUGGGGAGUCCACCGCUUGGUCGCGCCUCUCCCUUGAAGGGUACCAGCAGGCGCUGUGUGGAGUCCUCAAGACCUGUACAUAGCAAGAGAACACCUCUUCCCGCCUGUGGUUCUCAGACUCCUCCGCGGCAGUCCGGAACCUCCUCUUAGGGAGUCACGGGUGACAGUAAUGAGAGGUUUUCGGUUGGAAAAGGACGGAGUGCGGGACGUCUCCUCUAAGCCCUCAGACAGCUGUCUUGUCACGCUCUGGGGGAGUUUUUCUCCUUCCAUUCAGUUGUUGAAAGGGUCCCUCCAAAGGAUUUUUUUUUUUUUUUCUGUAACUCUUGGAGGCUCUUUUUCCUUAUUGAGGGGGGUGGAUAAUUUAUUGAACUGAGACAUGUUCUUGGUUCCUGUUUGAAACUAAAAUAAGUUAAGUUGCUGGCCUAGUGGACUGGUGGACGCAGAGGUCGGCACGGGGUCGCAGCCUGUGGCUUUUUUCCUGGGUGAAGCCUGCACUCCUGUGCUCAGUGACUUUGUAUGUAUAUACCUAUACCGCUGGCUGCCACAAAGGAUUUGAAAUGAUGCUCAGUUACUGAGUUCAGACUUUUAGUCUGUAAAACUAAGGUGGACUGCUGGGCAGAAGGACUGCUAGAUCCAAAUAUCCUUAGACCCUGUUCACCCUGAGGCCUGCUCCAGGGAUCACCUUCAUGGGAACUUAGAACACAAGUUGUGGCCUGUUUGUUUGUUUGUUUGUUUGUUUUUUCCUGCAAAGGGCUAGAUGGUAAAUAUACUAGGUUAUUUAUAUUGUGGUCUUUAUGUCAACGACUCACCUCUCCCAUAAUUACUCAUUUCUGCUGUUUUAGACCCAAAAUACUUAUGGGCAGGGGAUGGACAAAUGCAGACACGGCCACACAUAAAUGGAUGGGUAAAGUUGUGUUCAAUACAGUUUAUAAAAACUGUGUGCAGGUCCAGACCCGGUCCUCUGGCUGUUGUUUGUUGACCCCUCUGCUAUACUACAAGGUCAUCUGCUCUGGGAGUUUCAUGUCUUAAAUGUGUCUUAACAAUUAAGCGGACUUAAAAAGAGCAGGUGUCGUCUCUAAGUCCAUACCAGAGUGCAUGCAAGGCUGAUGGGGACUAUGAAAGGAUUCCUGUGUUCAAAACGCAAAUUUUUUGUUGCUGCUGAGGAAGGGUCUCACUGUGUAUGCCAGGCUAGCUGGGAAGUCUGUAUCCCAGGCUGACCUCAGACUCCAUUCUGCUCUUAUUCUCCUGGGCCACGGGAUUACAGACAGGCCUUAUCAGGCUCAGCUAAAAUUAGAUACUUCAAGCAAAACUAGCAUUGUCUGCCACUGAAUUAUUUGCAUAUAUAUUUUUUCCUUCUUUAUUCCACUGUUGUUUUGUAUUUAAUCUGAGUAAAAUAAUUCCUUUAGCUUUUAAUUUUUUUCUACAUUUAUUUGUGUGUGUGUGCACGCUCAUGCGUGUGCGUGUGAGGGGAGGCAGGCCUGUCAUGGCAGGACACUUUGCAGAAGCCAGCUUUCUCCUUUUACCACACGGGUUCCAGUAACUGAAUUCAGGUCUUCAGGUUUGGUGGCAAGCACCCUUCCCUGCCUGGCCAUCCAGCUGCUCACUCCCUUAUCUUUCCAGAUAUGACUAGAAAGAAUAGACUUUCUUCUACAACAUCUCCAAUUCCUAGGCCAAUAUAUUUUUCAAGGAAACAUUUUUAAGAUGCAGUGUGGUGGGAGCUGGAGAGAUGGUUAAGAGCACUGGCUGUUCUUCCAGAAGAUCCAGGUUCAAUUCCCAGCACCCAUAUGGCAGUUUGCAAAUGUCUAUAGCUCCAGUCCCAGGGGAUCUGACACUCUCACACAGAUAUAAAGGCAGGCAAAACACCAAUGCACAUAAAAUAAGAGUAAUAAAUUGUCUGGCUCAGAGGCAGAAGUAGGCGGAUCCCUGUGAGUGCCAGCCUGGUCUACAAAGUGAAUUCUAGGACAGCCAGGGCUGUUACACAGAGAAACCCUGUUUCUAAAAAAACAAAACAAAAUAAAAAACGAAAAGAAAGAGAGAGAGAGAGAUUAAAUAAAUAGUUAAAGCUCCAAUGUGGACAAAGGCAGCAGGCCCUCGCUUGGGACCCCUGAGUGCUCAGGGGAGGGGGUGCUCCCAGGGAGGACGUAGAGGACACAGACUCAGUUCCCAGCGCCACAUGGUGGCUCAUAAACACCAGUCCAGGGGAUUCAGUGCCCUUGUCUGGUUUCUGCAGGCUCCCACACACCCAUGGCACAGAGACAGAUCCAUGGCAAAACAUACAGAAAAUAAAAACAAAUAUUUCUUUAAAAAAAAAAAAAGAAAAUAUUUUGCCAGAGAGUACAGAAAUAACUCCCUGCACUUCUCCAGGCAAUAAAUAAAUAUAUCUGCUGCCCAAGUUUCCCUGAAGUCUGCUGAGAUAGCACCAGGGUCACAGGAGAGCAUGGGGAGUGUUAUAUCAGGCCAGUACUCCUCGAUGACAUUAAAUUUGCUUAUUUUGGGAGGCCAGGUGUGGUGGUGCACACCUUUAAUUCCAGCACUCAGGAGGCAGAGGCAGAUAGAUCUCUGAGUUUGAGGCCAGCCUGGUCUAUAAAGCAAGUCCAGGAUAGCCAGGGCUACACAGAGAAACCCUGUCUCAAAAAAACCAAAACCAACCCCCCCCCCAAAAAAAAAGAGUACCUUUUGCUCUUGCAGGGGACCUGGGUUUGAUUCCCAGCCCCCACAUGGCAGCUCACAACUGCCUGUAACUUCAGCUCCAAGGGAUCCAACACCCUAUUCCAACUUCUACAGGCACUAGGCAUGCACGUGGUAUGCAGACACACAUGUAGGCAAAACACUCAUAUACACAAGU
Messenger RNA from Meriones unguiculatus (Mongolian gerbil), 4857 nucleotides. RefSeq names its product Wnt family member 10B (gene Wnt10b). Gene Ontology annotation, biological process: canonical Wnt signaling pathway; cell fate commitment; neuron differentiation. The record is from RefSeq and is a predicted model, not a curated record. NCBI's taxonomy places the organism in Eukaryota, Metazoa, Chordata, Mammalia, Rodentia, Muridae. The transcript is spliced from 6 exons. The coding region runs from base 489 to 1655 and encodes 388 amino acids. Gene Ontology annotation, cellular component: extracellular region. Gene Ontology annotation, molecular function: frizzled binding; cytokine activity.